Anthonomus grandis grandis is the source of this 1635-nucleotide messenger RNA. Its product is annotated as coiled-coil domain-containing protein 191. The record is from RefSeq and is a predicted model, not a curated record. The transcript is spliced from 4 exons. Bases 102 to 1589 code for a protein of 495 amino acids. NCBI's taxonomy places the organism in Eukaryota, Metazoa, Arthropoda, Insecta, Coleoptera, Curculionidae. Gene Ontology annotation, molecular function: phosphatase binding.
UUUAUAUUCACUUAUUUCCAUGGUAACACCGUCUUUACUAAGUAUAACGGGAAUGUCAGUAUUAACAUUGAUUAUUAAUGUUAUAAGUGAAGUUUCUAUAAAUGAUGAGGUACCCAGAUGAACCUUUUUCCCAAUGUGAAAAUGUAAUCCUUGAAGCUAAAAGGGUCAUACUUAUUGAACAACUAGAUCGUAUCGCUAAUGUAACGCUCUCAGAUAACAACCUUAUACACCCAAACGAGUUUGCCAACAAAUCCUUUAAUGAUUUUUUUGAAAAUAUUCCGACGUAUCGCUCCGAGAUCGAAACUGAAGAAAACUACUCUUCUAAAGAGGCUUUACCUGAGUCUCAAAAUGAAACAACGGAAGAAAGUAUCGUUGAUGAACACAUAUUAUCUAAAUACUUCCAGAAAUGGAGGGGAUACGUAAAAACCAAGAGACCAGAAGAAAAACUAAAUAUGCUCAUAGAAAACCUGAAAAACCAUGGAGAAAAAGACAGACCAAAGACGGAGCCGAAGCGCCAAAAAGCUCUCGCGAAAAUCCAAGGUUGCUUUAAAAACCGAUAUAAAAGCCAAAAAAGCAUAAUUGAAUUGCAACGCUCCAAAAUCGACGAACAAACCAAAAUAAUAAACGAACUGAAACUGGGCAUAAUCCGUGAAGAUCUUUUAAAAUCAAUUGAAAAUACUAAAAUUGAAAUAAGAGAGAUUUUUAGCAAUUGUUCGGAGCGACUCCUAAAUAAGGCGCCUCUAGUAAAAGCUCUGGAUGAGCGGGAAAAAAUGAUGGUGAGUUGCCAAAAAGCACCAAAAAUGAUCCAAAAAAUGCAGCAAAGAGCAAUAGAAAGGGCCAAAUAUCGAGAACUGAUAUUAGAACGCAAAAGACUCCUGGAAGAAACCAGACAAAAGCUUUUAGAAGAAGCCCUCGAGAAAAAGAAGUCUUUGGAAGAAGAGGAGAGAAAACGGAACCUGGAAACGAUCAACGAGCAAAGAAAAAAGGAUCUUCAACUACAAAAGAUCCGCAACGAAAAGAAAAUUGAGUUCGAAAGAAAACUGUUUGUAGCGGGUAACUUUUACAAUAAGGUCCUGAAAAGGCAAUGUUUCAAGAAACUGUUGAACUAUUAUCUGAAAUCAAAAGAAAAUCAUAGUUUGGCUAAAGAGUUUUAUUUGAAAAAGCAAAAAACGUGGGUGAUGAAGACCUGGUGGGGCCACAUCGAGUCCAAAUACAAAUUAAAGAAUGACGUUGCGGAUGCUUUCUUUAAGUUUAGGAUUGUUAAGGAAUCUUUUGUACAGUGGAAAGAGUUUAAAUUGAACUGUGUAAGAUCCAUGCAAGUGGCAGAAGACUUUUACGACUUUAAGCUGACAAAUAACACGUUUGUUCACUGGCACAGGUACGUGUGCAUACAAAUAAUGGCAGAAACUAAAAAAAUGCAAUUGGCUGCAAACCAUCACAACAGGAAAAUGUUAUUUCAAUAUUUUUACCAAUGGCGCUCUUUACCCGCUGUCCUGCAACUGGAAAAAGCAAAAGAAGAACGUAAACGCAAAUGGAGGGAGAAAGUGUGGCAAAUUCUGCCCGAUUAUCGACCUCCCGAAGAUCCUUAAUUGUUUUUUAAAUUAAGUACUGAUGCAACAUAAGACUGUUAAAUAG